Molecule: messenger RNA, 903 nt
Organism: Erigeron canadensis
Lineage: Eukaryota; Viridiplantae; Streptophyta; Magnoliopsida; Asterales; Asteraceae
Product: ethylene-responsive transcription factor 1B-like
Exons: 1
Coding region: 99-713 (204 amino acids)
Biological process (GO): ethylene-activated signaling pathway; regulation of DNA-templated transcription
Molecular function (GO): DNA binding; DNA-binding transcription factor activity
Source: RefSeq, a predicted model, not a curated record
ACCCGUUACACUAACCAACUUAUUAUCAUUGCAUAAACAUCAAGCUAGCCACAAAUUAACACUUGGUUAUACAGUAUACUUAAAAACUAUCAAUUUCCAUGGACACUUCAUUCUACUCAUACACUCCAAACCAAUACCUUGCUUUCAACGAAAACGAUUCCGAAGAAAUGCUUCUUUACGGAAUGUUGUCCGAGUCUUCUACUUACCAAGAUCAAGACGAUCAGUUGUCAAACCAAAACUACACAUCAUCGGCAUACCCAGCUGAUCAAAAGAUUAGCUACAGAGGCAUACGUCCACGAAGUUGGGGUAAGUUUGCGGCCGAAAUAAGGGACUCCACACGAAACGGUGCUAGAGUUUGGUUAGGUACAUUUGAUACACCUGAAGAAGCUGCUUUGGCUUAUGACCAAGCUGCAUUUGUCGCUAGGGGUCCAAUGGCGGUUCUUAACUUUCCGGUAGAGACGGUUUACGAGUCCCUUCAAGCUAUGGAUUAUCGGUUUGAAGAAGGGAGUUCACCUGUUUUGGCAUUGAAAAGGAGUCACUCUAUGAGAAGAAAAGCAGUAGCCAGAGAAAAUAAAAGGAAAGGAAUAAUGAAAGAUGAUGAUGAUAGUAAGAAUAAUGAUGAGGUCGUUGUGUUUGAGGAUUUAGGUGCUGAUUACUUGGAAGAGAUUUUAAGAUUGUCAGAGAUCAGUUCUACUGCUUCUAAUUGCUGGUGAUUUAAUCUUCUAUAUAUAUAUCAAUAAUGUAGUAAUAUACUAGCAUAUAUACUAGCCGCGUAAUACGCGGCGGUAGCAGAUAGUUUAUAGUAGAUUGUGUUAUUUUGAUCAAUAAUCAAUUGUGAUAGUCUUCGAUAAUUCUCUGUACGUACCUUGUGUUAAUUAUUUAAUACUAUAGUUCCAUAUUGAA